Molecule: messenger RNA, 1299 nt
Organism: Daldinia vernicosa
Lineage: Eukaryota; Fungi; Ascomycota; Sordariomycetes; Xylariales; Hypoxylaceae
Product: glycosyltransferase family 33 protein
Exons: 3
Coding region: 1-1299 (432 amino acids)
Cellular component (GO): endoplasmic reticulum
Molecular function (GO): mannosyltransferase activity
Source: RefSeq, a predicted model, not a curated record
AUGCUACCUUCACGCUACGUUAAGAUCUCCCCGGCAUCUAAGGAGUCUGUUUCUGUUCAAGUCUUAGUUCUUGGAGAUAUUGGCCGAAGCCCGCGCAUGCAAUACCACGCUCUAAGUGUUGCUAGACAUGGCGGAAGGGUUGAUCUUAUUGGCUAUCAUGAGUCGACCCCUCAUCCCGAUCUUCUCAGCAAUCCUAGGGUCAAGAUCUAUCCGUUGGCACCUCCGCCAAGUGUGAUCAGGUCCAGCUCGAUUCCUUUUAUCAUCUCAGGGCCUUUGAAAGUGCUAUGGCAAAUUUGGACCCUCGUUCGAGUUCUUGGUUACCAAACACCUCCCGCAAGAUGGAUCAUGGUUCAGAACCCCCCAUCUAUUCCAACUUUAGCUAUUGCCCUUCUCAUUUCUGUCUUGCGCAACACGCAUCUCAUAAUUGAUUGGCACAACUAUGGGUGGACGAUUCUGGCCGGGACCAAGGGACGUAAUCAUCCUUUCGUGGAAAUCUCAAAAGCCUACGAGUGCGCGUUGGCUCAGGCAGCACCUACGGCUAAUAUCACAGUCACUCAUGCGAUGAAGCGGCAAUUGGAGAAGGCACCUUAUUAUGUCAAAGCGCCAAUUCUUGUCCUUCACGACCGGCCAGCCUCCUUAUUUCAGCCCCUAGAGUCCUUGCCAGAUCGCAGGGACUUUCUAGAAAAGUUACCAGAGACUAGGGAAUUCGCUUCAAACAUUAUAGCAGGUCAGACAAGGCUUAUAGUAAGCAGUACAUCUUGGACACCGGAUGAAGAUUUCUCCCUCUUGCUCGAUGCCUUGGUUACGUACGCUAAGGACGAGUCUGCGCAUCCUAUCAUCGCCAUCAUUACAGGGCGCGGGCCCCAAAAAGCAGCUUACGAAGAGAAAAUCCAGAACCUACAGGAAGAGGGGAAACUACCUAAUAUUCGCAUACUAACCGCGUGGCUAACGAUGGAGGAUUAUGCCAAACUCCUGAGUUGUGCUGACCUCGGGAUAUGUCUUCACAUGUCUAGCUCCGGCGUUGACUUACCCAUGAAAGUUGUGGAUAUGUUUGGGUCUGGGCUACCAGUUGCUGCGUACUCUGGAUACGAGAGCUUUAGCGAAUUAGUCAAGGAGGGUAUAAAUGGAUGCGGUUUUGAAACGGCGGGCGAGUUAGCAACAACUUUAACGCGAUUAUUGGGGGAAGAAGGGUCACGCGAACUCCAGACGCUACGUAAAGGAGCCAAGAAGGAGAGUGAUCUACGGUGGGAUGAAGAAUGGGAUCGAGUUCUGGCCCGUGUAUUGGGACUCAUGGACUAA